This is a messenger RNA of Lepus europaeus (European hare), 1104 nucleotides long. Its product is annotated as putative ankyrin repeat domain-containing protein 19. The record is from RefSeq and is a predicted model, not a curated record. The coding region runs from base 1 to 822 and encodes 273 amino acids. NCBI's taxonomy places the organism in Eukaryota, Metazoa, Chordata, Mammalia, Lagomorpha, Leporidae. Gene Ontology annotation, molecular function: protein binding. The transcript has 2 exons.
AUGAGGAAAGUUGUCUGGUGGGAUUCAAAGAAGUCCUCCGUCGGGUGCGAGAAUGGGAUUGAGGCCCAAUUCGGCUACCGCAUCCGAUGCAAGCACCUCCGGAAGCUCCACAAGGCUGCCAGUGAAGGGGACGUAGCCAGGGUCCAGCACCUCUUCUUGCUGAAGAAAAGCAGCACGAAUGACCGCGACAGGAAGAACAGGACUGCCCUGCAUUUGGCAUGCGCCAAUGGUCAUUCAGAAGUGGUGAUGCUCCUUCUUGAAAGAAAAUGCAUGAUCAAUGUCACUGACAAUAACAGCAUGACACCUCUGAUGAAGGCUGUUCAGAGCCAUGAAGAAAAAUGUGCACGAAUUCUACUCGAUCACGGGGCUGAUCCAAAUGUUAUAGAUGAGAAUGGCAACACAGCCCUCCACUAUGCAGCCUACUGUGAGAAUGUUGCAAUAGCAAAACAAUUACUCUUACGAAGUGCCGAUAUUGAAGUGAGGAACAAGGAUGGCUUCACACCACUAUUACUUGCAAUAUCUGAAAAUGGUGAGGAGAUAGCAGAAUUUUUGAUUAAGAAAGGAGCCAAUAUUCAUGCUGUUGAUAAGAUUAAACGGACGGCUCUCAUGCUGGCCGCACAAUAUAGAUCUACUAAGAUAGUAAGGCUUCUUCUAGAAAAAGGAAUUGAUGCCUCUUACUUAGACAUGUAUGGAUGGCCUGCAAAGAAGUUUGCUCGUGUUACAUUCAAUCUAGCUAAUCUCCAGCUAAUUCUGGAUUAUGAAGAUGAACACAGAUACAAAAUGCUUGAAAAGAAUAAUCUAGGCUGUACAGUGUCGCGCUGAGAACUGCGCUACACUGUUAUUGGAUCACGGUGCUGAUCCAAAUAUUGCAGAUGGAAUUGGCAACACUGCUCUCCACUAUGUGGCCUACGGAGGAAACGUAAGAAUGGCCGAAAAGCUGCUUUCCAGCAAUGCAGAUAUCGAAAAGAAAACAAGAGAUGUCCCACUACACACGUAAGACACACAUCUAAGCGCGACAACAGUGGGCCUGUAGGCCAUGUUCCUGAUGGAGUCCCUGACUGCCUGUUCCCCACGACUACCUUGUUCAUCAGGAAACAGCCAGAA